GUGCUGGGGAUGCGUUGCGGGAGCAGGCACAAAAGGGUACUCAGGUUUACUAGGCUUGUAAAGACUACUGAAUUCCUUACCAGGCUCUGUCUCAGGUAAAUGCUGAACAGCUGUGGGCACCAGCCUGGAUCAGAGCAUCAUACAAGUGAUGUGAACAUUGCAGUGUAAGAGCUGGAAAAGUGCAUUUAACAUCCUAAGAUAACAGGUUGUUUUUAAUUGUUUGUUCAAAACAUCUGUAAGUAACAGUCAUGCUAAGGGAUACCAUGAAGUCCUGGAAUGAGAGCUCAGACGUCUAUAGCAGUGACCAAGAAGAGGAAGAAGAGGAGGAGGAAAUGAUAUUUGGAGAAAAUGAUGAGGACCUUGAGGAGCUGAUGGAUCUCAGUGAUCUUCCCACUUCACUUUUUGCUUGUAGUGUUCAUGAUUCUGUCUUUGAAGUGGAAGAGCAGAAGGAAAGAUUUACUGCUCUUUUCAGAAUAUAUGAUGAGCAGGUAUCAUUCCAGAUGUUCAAAAGCUUCAGGCGAGUGAGAAUUAAUUUCAGCAACCCAGAAGCUGCAGCAAGGGCAAGAAUUGAGCUGCACGAAUCAGAUUUUAAUGGGAAAAAGUUAAAAUUAUACUUUGCACAGGUACAAGUGACUAAUGAAGAGGGUGACAAAUCUUUCCUGUUACCACCCCAACCAAUGAAGCAGUUUCUGAUUUCACCUCCUGCGUCCCCUCCAGUAGGUUGGAAGCAGAGUGAGGAUCCAACGCCAGUUAUUAACUAUGAUCUGCUGUGUGCUGUUUCCAAACUUGGCCCAGGAGAGAAAUAUGAGCUCCACGCAGGAACGGAAUCCACACCCAGCGUAGUGGUUCACGUAUGUGAAAGUGAGAAUGAAGAAGAGGAGGAUGACGUAAAGGCGCCCAAACAGAAAAUAGUACGGACAAAGCGCCCUGCUCACCCUCCUGCAGUUUUAAACUAGUCCAAAUCUUUUAAUCUAUUCUAAUGUAGAAUGUGCAGAAAAAAUAUCUAUAAAGGGAAAUGUAGUUCUUACUAUUCAUACAUUGUACAUAGCUAAAGACAAUCUAGGUAAUCAUAUCAAAAGUGGUAUAAAUGCUGUAUUUAUUUUUAUGGAUUUGUAUGUUUUUAUUUGCUAAUGUGCGUGAAUGUGUGUGUCUGUGUGUGAUAUCAGUGUUUUAACUCUUUUGCUUGCAGCAAAAGUCUUAACUGCAGUAAACAUUUUGUAGCUCAUGUGAUGAUUUAAAAGGAUCAGUCUCUCCUAGCUGAAAAGCACCCUGACAGUACUACUUCUAAUGGGUUACGUGUGGAGUAGAGAAUAACCCAACAAACAGAAUUUAGAAUUGAAUAUGUAUUUUAGUUCAGAAGAACACGCACACAUAUAUGUAUUUGUUAUUUAUUUAUUUUUUUCUGUAUUUAAUUUAGUGUGUAGCACUACUAAGUUACUACAGAAAGGCAACUAGAAGCAUGUGGCAGGCCACAUAUUGAAUGGUCAAAAGGGGUCUGCGCAGUGACAUGCUAAGUAUAAUUAUUGGGUUGUACCAAGUUUGGUGCCCCUUUUAGAGGAAAUGCAUACAACUGUUGUAGGCUCCAGCAGGUUUACAAUAGAAAAAAUAUAACUUCAAUGCGAGUUGCUUCUAUUUAAAAGGGAAUGUUUUGACAUAUAAUAGAAACUGCUCAAAUAAAAAGAAAUUUUCACAUAAAAUAUCAUCAGGUGCACUGGGCACACUGCAAGUUUCUGGAAUUAUUAGAAGUAUUUUACAGCAUUCUUUAAUGUGGCUAACACCCUACUGUAUCUGCCAUGAAUUGUUCAGCUAGUAUGGUACCUGGAACUGCUAUGGUAUACUCAUCAUUCUCAGCUAUUCAGUGAUUGCUUGUUCCCUGUCUGAUGGAUCAUUUCACUCCUAUUCAUAUAUACAUUUUUCAUCACAGGAUGAAGAUGAUGGCUUUGGAUAUACCUUAAUGGGGAUAUAAACCCCCACAGUAUAAUAGAGCAAUUCACUUUUCUGAAUGAGCACUAAAGAUUCUUUUGUUGUUUGCCGCACAUUUACUGGGCUGUUUGCUAAGAACAUGAGAUGGCUCUUCUUAUCAUAUGUUUUUCUUCCAUUGCUAAGCAAUGUAGUUUUUCCCAUUUUUUUUUUUUUAGUAGAAAUAGUUCUGUGUUAGUUCAAUAAGUACUAUUUUUAAUUAGUUAAAUUUAUUAGUUACUGACAUGAAACUGACUCUAUUGUUUGUGAUACACAGAGUUACUAGUAGCAGCUGCUUGUCAUGGCUACAAAUAUAGACAAUGCUGAUAAUCUACUGAUGUACUCUAUGGGGCUGAUUUACUAAUCCACGAAUCCGAAUGGGAAAAAUUCGGAUUGGAAAACGAACAUUUUGCGACUUUUUCGUAUUUUUUGCGACUUUUUCGUAGCCGUUACGACUUGCGCGAAUUGUCGCGACUUUUGCAUAGCCAUUACAAAUUUCGUGAAUUGUCGCGACUUUUUCAUAGCCAUUAUGACUUUCAUGAAUUGUCGCGACUUUUUAAUUGCCAUUACAAAUUUCGUGAAUUGUCACGAGUUUUUCAUGGCCAGUACGACUUUCGCGAAUUGUCGCGACUUUCGUAUUGAGCGCUCGAAAAAGUCGCAAAAUACCGAUCAUUACGAAAAAAACGCAUUCGGACGCUUUUCGGACGUUUGUGGAUUAGUAAAUGUGCCCCUAUGUGUGUUUUGGCAGAGGCAAUUCGCAGUACUGUCUACGGCAGGGUAUUUUCUGGUGUUUAGUAGCCAUGACAAGUACCUGCUACAAAGUAGCUCUGUCUGUCUUCACCCAAACAAAAGUAUUACAGAACUAGUGUGAAUUUUGCUCUGUAGUGUGUCAAGUGCUUAUGUGGUUGGUAGAUGCAUACUCUUGUUUGUCAGCUGUGUCAAACUGAAAGCCUGUGCAACUGAGGAAGGCCUACCUACAGAACAGAAAGCACACUUUGCAUGGAACAAUAUAUGUUUAUUACACAAUAAACGGACUGUUGAAAUCAUUUUAUCUGUGCUCAUUGGUUUGGCUUUAUAUUGAACCCAUGCAUGGACAAAGGCUUCAAGGAAUGAGCUCUUUCAAUGCCAUCUGCCCCAGCUGAUGAUUUUAUAUCCACAGACUUUUCCACUGUCAUUUUUCUCUUGUAAAAGGCCUACACAACUAGAAUUUUUUUAAUCAUUUCAGCCAUAGCCAGAACUUGUGAUAUGGAGCUUAGGCAUGUGCCUAGGGUGCAGCUGGGGGGUUGGUACAGUUCCCCCAGGAAAAUAAAUUUUUUGUGUGAUUCCAGAGUGAGAGGCAGGUGGAGGUAGCUGGCCAACUGAUUGCAGCUCCUGUUAAACUUAUCCUCCUCUACCUUCCUAGCUCUAGCUUCCUCCUCUACCUGUAAUUACCAAAUAGUUGAGCCUCUGUAACUCCACUGCCUUUUUUUGCAUGGUUGUAUGGCAAAGGCAUGGCAUGGCUGCACGGCAAUUUCUUUUUUAACUCAGACAUGGAGAAAAUUACUUUCAUUGUGCUUUAUUUUGGUAGUUACUUAUAUCUGUAGAAAUGGCAGUGAGUGGAGAGAACACUUAUACGGCAUAGUGCAUUUAGGAUGAAUACUGCUUAUAUAUUUGACACGUCCUCCUUUUAAAAGAUGUGCUUUGUUUAAAUAUAGGCUUCUUAAAAGGUUUUCUAUACUUUAAAUGGUUUUGCUUUCUAUUACCGUCUGGUUGUUGCCUGGUUGUGUGCUAAGGCAAACAUCCUUUGUGCAGAGGCCCGGGUGGUUAUUAUCCAGCUAGCUUCUGAUAUAGAAUGUUUUCUGACAGCUAGUCCUUUGUAAGGUCACUGUAGUAGAAGCUGUUGCAGAUUAAUCGUUCCAGAGACAAAAACAUGGUGUUUGUAUAAAGGUAUAUUCUUCUGACACACAUUUUCAUAUUUCUUUGAAUUAUAGCAUAACGUUGAUAUGCAAACAAGUAUUACUAAGCUAAGCUUUUAAUAUAUGGGGAACUUAAUUUACACAGGCAUUUAUAAAAUUAAGUCAAUUCAGGUGACCUUGAAUGUUAACCAAAGUAGAACAUUAAAGGGCAACCAAAGCCAAAAGUGUUGGGGCAGAUAUAGUUAAGGUUUGGGGGAAAUUAAUUUCUUGUGUACUUUAUUUCACCAAUGAAAAAAUUAAGAGGCUGAAUAAGGGAUCUUUCCAUUAUUUGGAUCUCCAUACCUUAAAUGUGCUUAAAAUUAUUCAAACAUUAAAUAAACCCAGCAGCCUGAACCUGUCAGAGACCCACUUCUGUUGUGCAGAUGUCAGCUCGAAUCUGCGCGACCUGGACAGGUUUUUUUUUUCUUUUUAUAGCUUUGUAUUUUGAAAGUCAUAAAGCAAUCCUAUCUGAUUGCAGAUACCCCUAUGGUUUUUGUUUGCCCAUAUAUGUUUCUACUGGAUAUAAACUGCAUAAAGCCUAUAGAGUAGUGAAUGUUUUGCUGCGGGAGGCAUCCUUUGAAAAGCACUUUAUUCUUUUUCCCUGACAUUACAUAAAGAAAAAGUUUAGUGGUCUAUGUAUUUUUGUGUUUAGAUAAGCCAUAUUGAAUGUGUAUGAUAAAUUGUCUAGUUGAUUGUACGUACUGACUUGCACAGGCCCCACUUCAAAGCUAUAUGUAUUCAGAACAGUACGAAAAUGUAUGUUUGUGAUUGCGUCUCUGUCAAUAAGUAUGUUAACAGUAUCCUUUACAAAAACAACCUUUUAAUUAGCAGAUUAUAGGAAAUCUAGAUAAAUGCAGAUACAGUAAAUGAUCAAUAAAGUGUAAUUAUUGUACCUUGAUGCAAUUGUAUCUGUACACGAUUGUAGUCUAAAAUAUUUUCAUGGCUUUUUUGGGCUGAUCAUUAAAUUAUGCCUUUGAUUUCUGAGAACUCAUCACCAUAGAACUGUUUAGACUUCCUAGACCCUCCCAAAAGUACAGGGAUUUCUGAUAUCCAUAUUACUGACUGCAGCCAUGAGAGUAGCUUCAAAAUAUUAGUGGUGGCUAAUGGGCUGUGACUGGUUGUGAAGCACGGACUUUAUAUACACAAAUGGAAGUCAAUUAGACCUUAGGCCUCAUUUGCAAAGCUGAAUGCAGAGUGCAAAUUACAAAAAAAAGGUUACAAUCUGCAAUCUUUUUGCUCUUUGCACAGUGCUUUCAGUGGAGACCUGUGGUGUAGCCUUUAGAUCCCGUACUGACUGUGUUAGUGCAGGAUCUAAGAGAAGCGGGAAGCAUGUAGGCAUCCCUUUGCCCACCCCCCUAGGGAGCAGUGGGACGCACAGCCAACAUCAAGGCCCUGUCCUGGUGCUGCUCUCUGUACUGAGCACUGAAUUUUUUAUCCGCAAUGACCACAGCAUGCAUUUGGGGGGCAAGUGCUCCCAGAAUAAGCAUUAAGCGGUAAAUGGCCCCUCCUGUGUUUGUGAUGUAGAUGGUGCAGCUUUUGUUGAUACACAACCUUUUAAUAAAAAAAUGACAAAGCCCACCUGUUCCUAUUGCAUUCCUACCAACAUGCUAGUUUUUAAGUAAAAGAAGUCACCAUGUUGUUUUAUCUAUUGUAGCUGAAGUAUGGAGUAUGUAGAGGUUUUUUUUUAUUCCAUUAGUAAUGUUGUGUACUCGUAUGACCAAAUGUAUUUUUUUGUAUUAACUAGAUACUGUAGAUGAUACUUUUGAUACUUUGAGAUAAAAUUAUAUAAUUUGCCAUGGUUCACUGUAUCUGUAAAGCCUUAUGACCUUUUAACAUGUCAGUAUACAUUGAUACAGAUUUCUUCAGUCUCAUUUACCAAUGCAAGUGCAAAGUGCAAAAUUACACAUUUAAUUCCUACCUACAUGUACAUAUGCACACUCUUUGCAACUUGUUCCUAACACCAGUUGUACCAGUUGAACACAGGCAUACAGACAUAAAAGAAGCCCUGUAAUUAAGACCUGCCUUCCUUCAGGAGGUAUAAUUUAAAGGGUAUCCUUUGUGUUUUGUGCAUACAUAUGCAUCUCACCUAGUGAAUUGCACCCUGUGCCACUAAUGACACGAUGCAGACCAAUCAAUACAAGCACCACAACAAUUUACCAGUACAGAUACUAAUGUGCACAUGCAUUGGUACAUGGCAUGUAUGUUGUGGCCUCAGUUACACUAGACAUUUGGGGAAAUGUAUUAUGGAUUUUUGCACCUAGCACUUGCACUUGUGUUUCUUCAUGAGCCCCAGUAUUUUUAACUGAAAAACCUCCUGCUUUGGCUCUUGUACCCUUGGAGAGGUAAUACAAAUGUUGCAAAGUUUGUGCCUGGCCUAAUAACCCAUAGCUGCCAAGCAGAUGUUGCUUUCAGAUAGGCGACCAGUUAAAGCUACUUGCUGAUUGGUGGCUAGGGAUGAUGAAAAUGAUGCCUGAUGCAAAUUAUACCUAUUGUGGCCAUGGCUUACUAGACCUGGUACAAACUUUUAUUAUGUUACUUCAGUAUUCUUUAGGGCUCUUGUAGGUGUUAUUUAUAAUAAAGUAAUUUGUAAAAGCCAACAUUCCAUUAACAAUCCAUGUCCUACUGAUUUCCUAAUAAAACAAAAGUAUGGACAAUAAAUUAACUAACAUUUCCAGACACAUAAAAUGAUUCAUGUAAUAACAAAUAUUCAGUUGUGCUUAGCAAAUAUUUAUUUGUUUCAAAAUGCAAACUUAAUGACCAAAACAUUUGAAGAAGUACCCAAUAUAUAUUAUCAUAAGUGAGAUUUAGUUCUACUGUAUGUAAUGAUUGUUAUUUAUUCAUGGGGGAUGGGCAUUUAUCCAGUGUAGAAUUGGGCCUAUUACUUUAGCUAUGGCAUGUACAAACUGCACCAAUGUAUUAGUUUUACAAAUCUUGGUACAUCAGGUCCAAGCAUGCCCUGGCCCCCAUAUUUAACAGACCAUAAAUGUAUUUUUAUUGGGAAGCUACUGUCUGUGGUUCAUCAUAGAUCAUCAUAGUACAAAAAUAGGUAACAGUGUAAACACUGAGCUUAUUUUACUGUUAACUUUCUUUCACUCCCUUCUGUGCCUUUAGGAAAAAUUCCUUGUUAAAUAGGACUCCUUUUUAUGUCUCAUUAUCAUAUGGCUUAGAAAAAAAUGUCACAACAAUUCAGUACUUUACCAGGAAUUUGUUAUUAUUUACAUACCUUUUUAAGAUAGUUAUACCAAAGUUAUGUUGUGCAGUGGCUUGAGCAUUCCACAGCAUUUGAAACGAUGGCAUAAAAAAAUGUCUCAUUGUUAUUGUACAAAGCUGUUGUUGGAAUAUGUACAGUAUGUGUGUAAUAAAAUCUAUCUAUUG
Molecule: messenger RNA, 7268 nt
Organism: Xenopus tropicalis (tropical clawed frog)
Lineage: Eukaryota; Metazoa; Chordata; Amphibia; Anura; Pipidae
Gene: rcan3
Product: RCAN family member 3
Biological process (GO): calcium-mediated signaling
Molecular function (GO): nucleic acid binding
Source: RefSeq, marked provisional